Fusarium sp. VM40 is the source of this 1077-nucleotide messenger RNA. The record is from the annotation of a GenBank genome assembly. NCBI's taxonomy places the organism in Eukaryota, Fungi, Ascomycota, Sordariomycetes, Hypocreales, Nectriaceae.
AUGGCCCUCGACGGAAAUAUAACGUCGGUUGAGCCUACAGGUGUUGGGCGCGUUCUUUUUGUGCUGGCUAUCGUCUUUCUAAUCCCUACGUCGAUUGUUGUUGCUCUAAGAUGUGUUACUCGAUUGAAACACCAUAUAUUCGGCAUCGAUGAUGGUCUCAUGCUUUUUGGAUGGAUGCUUCAUGUUGCUUUCAGUGCCAUCGCGAUACAAUGCGUCUAUUCCGGUCUUGGGACUAAAGACAAGGACUUGAACGGCUACCUUCAGCUUGAAUCACGAAAGUUUCUUUAUUUUGGCCAACUGGCUUACAGCAUCUCAUUGAUCCCACUCAAAGGCUCUAUCUGCGUAACCCUCCUUCGAAUCGCCGUGAGUAAAGUCCACCGUAUCAUCAUCUGGAGUGUCUUUACCCUCACGGUAGUCGCGACGACUGCUAUUGUUAUUGGAUGCCUUGUUGGCUGUCGCCCGAUUGCUGCAAACUGGGGCCAGGAUGGAAAAUGCGCCCCAUAUCAGCUUAUGGCGGCUUUUGGCUACCUCAUGUCUUGUGCCGCUGUCGUCACUGACUUUGUUUGUGCCAUCUUGCCUGUCUUUAUGCUGUAUAAAUCCCAGAUGAAGGCAACGACCAAGAUUUCCGUUGGUGUAGUCCUUGGAUUGGCGGCUCUGGCAUCACUAUGUACGAUCAUUCGGCUCCCUUAUUUGAAGUACUACACGAUCCAAUCAAACUAUCUCUACAACGUGACCAAUAUCGUCCUCUGGUCUUUAGUCGAAUCGGGCAUAGGAAUAAUCGCCGGAUCGCUGCCUUCACUUCGCAAGCUUGUGAGCAGACGUUGGCAUUUCAACCCAUCUGCAGGCAGUUCUCCCACCCACAACACGCCGUACACUGGUACCAACAGAGUUGUCAUCACUGCCAACACAACCACGGCUGGACGCCGAACUCGCGAAGAUGGAGGAGUCGGAGAAUGGGAGCAGCUGGACGACAGCGCGUCGACUAAGAAGAUUUACGUGAAGGUUGAUUUGGAAAUGCAAACGCUGGAGAGGCCUCAGACACAAUCACAGGGAUCUCGCGAAGAUCUAGUAUGGUAA